Schistosoma turkestanicum is the source of this 2301-nucleotide messenger RNA. The record is from the annotation of a GenBank genome assembly. Lineage: Eukaryota; Metazoa; Platyhelminthes; Trematoda; Strigeidida; Schistosomatidae.
CGGAGAUUCAAGAUUGUUAGUCACGUCUCUCCAUAUGUCGAAUGAUAUUAUUUAAAUGUUUUCUGGGAGUAAAAGGAAUCAUUUCCAACAAGUAAAACAGCAAACGGGAACACUAAUUUAACAUGAAUAAAAUUAAAAGAAUUAUUGAAGAACUACAAACUGAAACAAAGGACAAUAAAAUUAUAUUGAAACUUACAGAAUUAUAUCAAAUUUAUUCACAGGAAAAGAAUGAAAAUCAUGAUUUAAUCAAUGAUUAUUUGAUCAAUUUCAAUUUACCGCUAAUUCUCUGUGAUUGUAUAAAACAAAGUUUUUCACAUUUAAAUGAAAAUUGGUCAAUUGCAUAUCAGUUAAGUUGUUUUCUAUUAGAUAUUGUACUAUCACCGAAUGUUACAAUUUUAACUAAUCUACAAACAAAUAUCAUUGAAUCUCAUUUGAUUUUAUUAAAACGAUUACAAAAGAAUCAUAAUUUAGCUACAGAAUCAUUAAUCAAUAUGGAAACAUCAAAUGAUCAAUAUUUGAAUUUGAUCACAUCAAUUUUACAUAAUAUUGAAACAUUAAUUCAACAUUCUCAAAUAAUUUCCUAUUUAUUAUUGAAAUCUCCAUGGUUUUUACAAUUAUUUAUUUCAGAUGAUCAAGAAUUCUCAUUGCUAUUUAUAGAAUUAUUUACUAAAUGUAUAAGCUUAUCACCUGAAUCAUUUUGUCGAUUAAAGCAUAGUUUAAGAAUUGAUAUUUUAGACGAGUUAAUUUAUCAUUUAUCUACAAUAAAUAAUCCUGAAAAUGUUGAAAAAAUAGUCAAAUCUCUUGUUGUAUUAUUAACAAAAAUACCAGGAUUAUCCAAAACUAUGAUAAAACGUUAUCGUGGUAUACAAUUAUUAAUCAUGAAAUGGUUAAAUCAAUUUACUCAUAAAUCCAAUGAUGAAGUAGUUCAGACAAAUGAUGAAAAUAUGAAAACUACACAAACAAUAUUAGAUAAGAAUGAAAUGUGUAGACAAUUAUUAACACAACUCAUUAAUUUAAUUAAUGAAUCCAAUAUGUUCAUAACAAAAGAAGAAAGUAAAGAAGUGUUCAUUGAUAAAAAGAAACAAUUUGAAAAUAACGCUAGCAUGAAUUUACAACAAGCUGCCAUUAUUAUUCAAUCAGCUUGGAGAGGAUAUUCAGAUAGAAUGAAAUUAAAACAUUUGAAUGAAAAUAUUGGAAUUUUACAAAGAAAUUUUAGACAACGUCAAAUGAAAAAGCAUGCUAUGGCACAACAAAUUCAACUUGAAAAAGAAUUUCAACAUACCAUCAAAAUGAAUCGACAUAAACGUUAUCGUGAGAAAUUACACACGGAAAUGAAAUUAUGGUCUAGUUUACCGGGUUAUUUAGUUGAAAAUGAAUGGAGCAAAAAACGUCACUUCGCAGCUACAACUAUACAACGAUAUUAUCGUGGUUAUUGUACAAGAAAAUUUGUAAAAAAUCAACAAACUCAAUUAAAACGUGAUAAAGCAGCUAGAAUAAUUCAAAUAAAUUUCCGUAAGCAUCUGUCUCGUUUAGAGUGUUGUGCAUCGUCUACUGGGAAAAAUUUGCUCAAAAUGUCUGCAUCCAUUGAAAAUAAUUUAAUCGAUAAUAAUAAUAAUAAAAUGUCCGAAGUUAUUACUAUGGACAAAGUUCUCAAGGAACAUCAGAAAUGGUGUGAAACACAUAAGCAAAGUAUGAGACCAAUUACUCAAUUGGAAAAUGUCCACAAAGAGGUCCAAAUGAAACUUGACGAGUAUCGUCGUAAUUAUCGAUUAAAUAAUAUCAAAACUCAAGCUAGACAAGUGACAUUAACACGAAUGAAAAUCGAUGCCGACUUAUUAUUGAAUGAAUUCACUGAGGAAGAUAACCACCAAUUCCGAAACGAAGCACAAUUCAAGAAGACAACAAAACUCAAUGAACUAGUUGAUAAACAUAUUGAAAAAAGCCCAGAUCUAACUAAUGCAUUUAGUCAAUUCACAUGUCGUGUUCAACCAUUAGCACGUUUAGCUCAAAUGCAACAUCAUGAUCGAAUGGCUCGAAUGAAUUUAAACAAAUCAUGGUGGAAUAUAUUCAUGGAUGAAUGGAAAAAGAAACAACAUGAUUAUAUUCAAUCGCAUGAUAAAAAUCUCUUGAAUGCAAUCCAUCCUGAUGAUGUCAUCAAUGACAAUGAUUUAUCAUGGUUGCCUGAUCGAUUUAUUGAAGAAUUAGAAGAAAGGGAUAUUUUUCAACAAUGAAAAAGAGAUGUUUCUCACUCUAUGUGUUUAAUAUAACACUUUCCUGCGUGUUUUCUUUUUAGGUAAAGCA